GAAACUACAUGUUGUAAAUAGUAAACACUUCUGCUAGACGACUAAACAGACUGAUAGACUUUACUGCUGAUUCUAUGACAAGAUGGUCCAUUGCGCAGUGCCAAAAUGUGAAAAUUACUCUGGCAUGAAAAAAGAAAAAGAAAGAAUUUUAGCGUUUCAUCGUAUACCUCAAGUGAACUUCAAAAGUGAAUGGCUCCUCGAGAGAAGUAAGAAACGUCAGUCUGCUUGGUUAGCGCGAAUCAAGAAAAAUGGAUUGACAGAAACAGAAAUUAGCAGGCUUCGGAUUUGUUCCGAUCACUUCGUUUCGGGAGCUCCUUCCUCUUUCUUUGCCGAUCAACACGUUGAUUGGGUGCCAUCCUUGAACCUGGGUUAUGAUGUGGAGGAAUCAGAUGAUUUUGAGACUGGUGACGUGGGCGCUGAUUGUCAGUUAACUGAAAGUCAACAGCUCACCAGUCCUACCCAAGUAACAACGGUUCUAAAGCCUUCGAACCACGUAUCUCCUCCAAGCAGCUCCAUCCCUGCUGCUUCAACUCUUUCGAAGCCUUCCAACCACGUAUCUCCUUCAGGUUGCUCAAUCUCUGUCGUGUCAACUCCUUUGAAGCCAAAUCAGCAAAAAAAUCUACCAGGGGGUGCUGGAGGUGUGCCAAGUUUGAAGCGGCGAACCCUGUCAGUUUCUGUCUGUUCUCAUGUCUCCUCCGAUGUUUUACAUAAUCUAUGUGAUACCUCAAACUCUCCACUUGAACUCUCCCCAGUAAAACUAAGUAGAGUUUCUACCCCAAACACUAAAUGUUAUAAACGGCAGCAGAGGAAAAAUGAGUUGUCUGAAUCAGAGUGGAGCAGUGAUUCCAAGAAAUCUGAUGUGAGAACUGAACAAAAUACUUCAUCAUUCACUGUAGACACUUCCGAAGAGGAAAGGGUGUGCCUCAAGAAAAAAGAUUUUGAAGACCUUGUUGAAUACAAACUCAAGUAUGAAGAACAAUUUGCCAAGUCAAAGAAGCUGAGAGACACUGUGACAGAUCUGGAAGUUGACAAACUGGAGUUGCAAGAAAAGUUGAAAUCUGCCGAAGAAGCCAUGGAGAACAUGAAAGGCUUGGUUAGCACAAUGAAAGAGGACAUAAAGGAAAAGAAAGAUGGACAGACUGCUAAGAUCAACAAAAACUAUCAAGGAAUCCUGUUAAGAAGUGAAAAGGAGUUUGAGAAAAUCAAGCAAGAUGCUAUGAAAGCAAAUGCUCUUACUUUCAGGAAACUAGAAGUUUUCUCUUCAAGUGAUGCUAAAGUUAAAUUUUACACAGGUAUACGGUCUUAUAACUCCUUCAGUUGGACUCUUGAAUUAGUUCUCAAGCAUGCUUUUAAAGAUAAGUUGAUGAACAAAUGUUUGCUUGAACCUUGGCAAAGCAUGCUCAUGACUUUAAUGAGGUUGCGUCUAGGGUUAUUGUUGCAAGAUCUAGCAUACAGAUUUGGUGUGAGUCUAACCACUGCUGGGGGCACUUUUGAUGAGUGGCUAGAUGCUUUGUAUAAAGUAGUGUGUCCUCUUGUGUGUCCCACUUUGAUCAAUUGGCCACAUCGUGAAACAUUGCAGGACAAGAUGCCUAAAGCAUUUCAGUUGGUUUGCAAGAAGUAUAGGAUUGUAAAUACCAUUCCUGCUAAAUUGUUAAAGUCCAGAAAUGGAGAUAAUGUGACUCAAAAUGAAAAAAUUUUAAAAGUGGCUUGUGCUUUGACAAACCUGAAACCGAGCAUUGCACCAUGCCUUGACAAUGAUCCUUCUUCAGGGUCUGAAGAGGACUUGCAAUGAAAUCCCUGUGCCUUUUAAGUACUUCGUGUAUGUUUCUUCUCUCAGUCAAUCUGGAUGUGAAAUUAGCGUUUGUCAUCGACUCUUAGCAACCAUUUGUCAGUCAAACUGAUCAUUGACUUUCCACUAUUCAUAUUUAUUUGUGAGAUCUACUUUUUUAAAAAAUGCUGUGCAUAUCCAGUGUAUUUUUCAGCCAUGCCUCAACUUGCACUCAAACUGCCUACUGGUGGGCAAAAUGCAUACUUAUUCUAGUCGCUCACCAUGUAUCAGGGUUGUUCUUAAAUGCCAAAAAGAACAACUUUUCCUAUAAAUGGUCUCAUUACAUCUAUUGCGAAGUGCUUUUUUUACAGUGUAUCAAUGUCGAAGUUUUGAGAUGAAAUUACAUUGAUAAUUAUUUCAUUUUCGUGCUGUAAUAAACUUGAAACAGUCAAGCUGC
Molecule: messenger RNA, 2225 nt
Organism: Thrips palmi
Lineage: Eukaryota; Metazoa; Arthropoda; Insecta; Thysanoptera; Thripidae
Exons: 2
Coding region: 83-1792 (569 amino acids)
Source: RefSeq, a predicted model, not a curated record